AUGCCAGCGACAUGGCAGGAUCUUCAGAAGUUGCAGGUGUUGCAACAGUCUGCAGUGGAGGCAGACGUCACCCUAGCGGCUAAUGCCGCUCUUCGAUCAGCUCACUGGGCUUCCGCUGUCUUCUUGUUGGAUAGCUUUGCCACGCUGGCACUUGAGGUCACACAGGUAGUAUCUGGCUGUGCAUUGACAGCAGUGGCCAGGAGCCUCCCACAUUGGGCAACUUGCUUGACCCUCUUGCAGAUUUCCCUGACUCGAGCACUGGCCAGCCUCAUUUCGCACAAUAUUGUCAUUGCAAUGUGCGGCAAGACGCUUUGCUGGAACAGGUCACUGUCCCUCACAGCCUCACUAACGCGGAGCCGGUUGCGGCCAACGGCCUCAACGAUAGGAGGUUUGUUGACGGCAUUCGAGAGGGGAGGUUAUUGGGUUGCAGCUUUGUCAAAACUGAGUUUGACUCGCGAGCAGCCUGCUUGGCUGUAUGGAGCGAAGGGUGGAGAGGUGUCAGUCACCUGGAAUGCAGGAGUGGCUGCAUGUGCUUCUUCUGCUGCGUGGGAAUGGGCUGCAAAGCUGGUGCGAGGCGAGCCGUGGAGAGGUGUGUCAACGAAGGCUGUGGGCACAGCAGGCUACAAUGCAGCCAUGGCUGCGUGUGGAAACUGGGUGGUUGCUAUGGAGCUUCUUCGGCAACUCUUGCGCAGUGGCUCCCAGGCAGACACUGCGAGUGUAUGCACGACAAUAGGUGCAAAUCUUGAGGAAUUGCUUGUCGACUUCUUCUUUUUGUGA
This is a messenger RNA of Durusdinium trenchii, 777 nucleotides long. The record is from the annotation of a GenBank genome assembly. Lineage: Eukaryota; Dinophyceae; Suessiales; Symbiodiniaceae.